This is a messenger RNA of Gavialis gangeticus (Gharial), 2482 nucleotides long. RefSeq names its product ras-specific guanine nucleotide-releasing factor RalGPS1-like. The transcript has 8 exons. Lineage: Eukaryota; Metazoa; Chordata; Crocodylia; Gavialidae. The record is from RefSeq and is a predicted model, not a curated record. Bases 18 to 728 code for a protein of 236 amino acids.
UCUUCCCAUUUUCCAGUAUGAUGUGUCAGUUCAGCGUAGUUGAAAGUAAAAGCGCGACGUUCCCAACAGAGAAACCGCGCCACCUGCUGGACGACAGUGUCCUGGAGUCCCACAGCCCUGUCCGAAACCACACGCUCAACUCGGUCUUCACCAAUGGCAUUUCCAUAGGUAGUAGUGAAAGCUCAGAAUUUAGUGAGGAGCUGUCUUCAGGGCUUGAAAGGGGUCGGCUGUACGCCACGCUGGGGCCCAACUGGCGGGUACCAAUUCGGAGUUCUCCGCGAAGUCGAAGCUGUGUCUACAGCCCAACAGGAGCCUGCAGCUGCACGAUAGGGACGUCCACAGGAGUCAUUACCAUGGAAGGGCCAUUGAAGAGGAAAACAUUGCUGAAAGAAGGCAAGAAACCUACUCUCUCCUCAUGGACUAGAUACUGGGUUACACUCUCAGGAUCAACCCUUCUUUACUUUGGAGCAAAGUCAUUAAGAGGCACAGAAAGAAAACAUUAUAAAUCUACCCCUGGUAAAAAAGUUUCUAUUGUGGGCUGGAUGGUGGCACUGCCUGAUGAUCCUGAACACCCGGAUAUUUUCCAGCUCAACAACCCUGAUAAAGGCAAUGUUUACAAAUUUCAGACUGGUUCAAGGUUUCAUGCAAUACUGUGGCACAAGCAUUUGGAUGAUGCCUGCAAAAGCAACAGGCCUCAGGUACCUGCCAACCUUAUGUCGUUCGAGUAACUUGCUCUAAUCUGUUGUGCGACGUCAAGUGCCAAACUGCAGGAGGGGAUGGUCGUUCUGUGAGGUGGCGGCAGUCCCUGAAGUGAGCCAGCUGCCCAUUCUGCACUUUCCUAUGUAACUUGAAAGGGAUUUGGACACAGCUUUUACAAGCAGAGGAAGUGAAUGUUGUCCUUAGGACCAGAUAUAGUCUCAUGCACUGAACAGAAGUAGAGUUUAGACAGGCUGAAGAUAAGUCCUGAUCUGAGGACCCUCAAGCCCUUGACUUUAACCCUGUGGUCACAGACUGCCCUGGACUAAUGUUUGACCACAGACUGUGCAUCCCAUCUUCUGCCUAUUCUUUUUUUAGACUGUUCUUUUUAUUGUUGAGCUGCUUUAUGUGACUGAAGAACAUUUAGCCCAUGUUGGGUUUCCAAUUCUUUCUAAUGCACAAAACGAUUGACAGUGUUAACUUGCUGCAAAGUGUCAAUUAGAAUAGAACAUUGUGAAACAACAUUUUUAUAACCUAAGUGCACUGAGUUGCUUGGCAAUGUGGCUGCCUCAAAUUUUGUAUCAAAUCUCUGGACGAUUCUGCUGUUCACAUUUGACCUAUUUGGGAAAUGUGUAUUUUGGCACAGGAUAAUUGACUAAACCUAGUGUUUCUUUUGUUUGAUUGUGCUACUUUUAAGUAUAAUUUUGAGGAAUGUCCAGACAAGUGAUGGGUCCACUGCUAUUUAAAUUCACUUUGUGUUGAAGCCUUUCCUGGGCUUUCUUACUAGUGCUGUAAUUGCCUGCAGAUGUGUUUUGCUUCCUUUUAUUCUGGUGCUGUUCAUCUGAGGUCUCUAGUUCCAUGGAUGCAGCAGUUCAAGUCUUCUGAAUUGUGUGGUACUAAGCAUCCCCCGGGGGAUGCCCCCCAUCUCCACACUGACACUGCGUGCCUGCAUCAGUGGCAUGCAGAACCCAGGCAGUGGUACCUGUUGUGGUGAAGCCCUCUGAUCUUCUGAAAGGGUGAUGGAGAUGAGAGCAAAGCAGGGCAGAGGGACAGUGAAGCAGCUGCCAGGGUGUGGAGUCCCCCAAGCCAGUGUCCUGAAAAGAGAAAGCAAACUGAAAUUCUCAAGAGCCUUCUUUCCUAGAAAAACCCUCCUCACGUCAGGGCUUUCCCCACAUGUGCCCGGACACUCGUCUGCUGGUCAGAGCCUUCUGCUGUUUCCAUUUAGAGCUCAGCCUGUUUUCCAACACUUGCCAUUUCUGCUGCAGGAAGUAAGUGUUCAGGCCACGCUGAACAGGAACCAAGGUAAAAGUCAUUGCACAAAUCCUCCAUCCUGCACUUGGCUGGGCUUCCAAAUGUUCCUGAAUCCCUGGUGCCCUGCAGCUCCCCAUGCACGGGCUGAGAUUGUGAGUUGGGUGGGAGAAUCCUGAAAGCCACCAUCACCUUGUAAUCCAUGGGCAAUCAGAGGUAAUCCUGGGUGAACAAAGCCCAGUGUUAGAAUAAAUGCUGUGUCAUGGGGUUACUCUACUGAUAUCACACAAUCAUGAUUUUUUGGCAGCUUUUAUUUUAGAUGUGCUUCUCUUACAAAAAUCGUAUUUAUAAUGUUGAAUUUCAGGAUGUCUGUUGACUAUAAAGUAUUCUUUUGUUUUAACCGACAGCAUUAUCAUCCUGAGAAUUAAACAUACCUGACCAGCUUUUGAAGAAAAGCGGCUCCUAGUAGCUCCUGUGUGGACAGAUAGGAUGGGUGUAAGGACUCGCACAGAUCUGGGCAUAAGUAAUCUAUGAGGCU